Messenger RNA from Dermatophagoides farinae (American house dust mite), 1206 nucleotides. RefSeq lists its product as uncharacterized. The record is from RefSeq and is a predicted model, not a curated record. NCBI's taxonomy places the organism in Eukaryota, Metazoa, Arthropoda, Arachnida, Sarcoptiformes, Pyroglyphidae.
ACAACAAAAAUGUUUAUGAUUUUACAUAAAUAAACGAGUCGAUAAAUGGUGGAAAUUUUGUUUCUUUGAAUAUAGGAAAAAUAAACAUACGUUCACCUGGAAUGGAAAAAUCUUUUAAUGAGAAAUCGAUGAAAAUCACAUCGAUUAAAAAUAAUGAUGAUAUGAUUCUUAAUGUUGAAAAAACUAAAUUGAAAACUAUGCAGCAAAACAAAUUAACACCAUCAAAACGAUCACAAUCACCAUCUGUACAAAGUACAAAAACAAAAACCGAAUCUUUGAUAGGAAUGAUGAAAAAAAUCGAAAUAAAACCAAAAUCAACGAUAACAAAUCAAUCAUCAUUGAUAUCAAUCAAUGAUGAAGAUGAAUAUUGUAAAACUGGUCUAAAAAAAUUGGUAAGAAGAUUUUUACCCGAAGAUUAUGAUUCAGAUCCAAGAAAAGCACAGGAUAAAUCAUCUGAUCAACCGAUACCGGAUCCAGCAGAUUCUUGUCAACCAAAUUUUGGUUAUUGUUAUUGUAUGAAAUUGUACAUUGUAAUCACAUUAUUUUUGGCCAUGUGUGUUUAUUUCAGUGAUCCAUGUGUUUAUUUUUUACUAAUGCCUGAAACAUCUUUAACCACUGGUGGUGGAGAUGGUAAUGGUGAGGUUAAUGAUACUAUACCAAUAUUGGUGACACAAAUCAAUGACAAUCAUACUGUUGAUGAAUAUACAGAAUCCGAUUCUAUAUUAUUGCUUCAAAAAGGACAAAAAAUUGAAUAUUGUGAAUUUAAAUUCGCUUACAUUAUAUCAUUGAUCGUUGGAUUAUUAAUAUAUGGAUUAAUAUUCAUAAUAUAUACAUGUCAAUUGAUUAUUCAUUUUUAUAAUUUUCCAUGGUAUCUUUCCGAAUCGAUUCUAUUGGGUUGUUAUUCAAUCAUUCUAUUAAUUAUGUCCAUUGUUGCAUACGUUACUAGCAAUCAUGCAAUUGGAACAAGUUUAGCAUUUAUCGAUAGUUUAAUUGGCAUUAUUCUUGCAUUCGUAAUAUUUCGUAAUCACAGAGAUGGUAUUGUUCCAGCCGCAUUAAUCGUUCAAUAUGAUCCAGAUGGUAAUCUUUUAACACAAAUAUUAUCCAGACGACAUUUUGUCUGAUCUGAUCUUGACACAAUGGGAACAAAAUAUUCUGUUGAUAUGAAUUUUUUUUCCCUUGUCUGAUUAUAAACAAAAUAAAGUAAAU